Messenger RNA from Macaca mulatta (Rhesus monkey), 4230 nucleotides. It is a transcript of the gene ARID3B, whose product is annotated as AT-rich interaction domain 3B. Gene Ontology annotation, cellular component: nucleus. Gene Ontology annotation, biological process: regulation of transcription by RNA polymerase II. The record is from RefSeq and is a predicted model, not a curated record. NCBI's taxonomy places the organism in Eukaryota, Metazoa, Chordata, Mammalia, Primates, Cercopithecidae. Gene Ontology annotation, molecular function: DNA binding.
CUGGCCGGCGGUCCGGCCCCGCGGCGCCGCUUCCGGUGCGGGCCCCGCCCCGGCUGUGGCCCCCGGCUGCGGAGGAGUCCGAGACGCAGCUGCUGUGCCGGGGCCUGAGCGGCCGCCUCCUCCUCCGCCGCCCGAAAACCCGGAGCGCCCCGCACAGGUUUAGACCCAGUGUGCCUGGUGGGCUGUGCCCAGGUUCAGAGUCAUGCCACUCUGUGGGUGAAGCUUGAGGCAAUAAUGGAACCACUUCAGCAGCAGCAGCAGCAGCAGCAGCAGCAGCAGCAGCAGCAGCAACAGAAGCAGCCACACCUGGCUCCUCUGCAGAUGGAUGCCAGAGAGAAGCAGGGCCAGCAGAUGAGAGAAGCCCAGUUCUUGUAUGCCCAAAAGCUGGUCACACAGCCGACUCUCCUUUCCGCCACACCUGGGAGGCCUUCUGGCAGCACUCCCUUAGGUCCCUUAGCCAGAGUUCCACCCACCACAGCAGUGGCCCAAGUCUUUGAACGGGGCAACGUGAACUCAGAGCCUGAGGAAGAGGAUGGAGGUUUGGAAGAUGAGGAUGGGGAUGAUGAAGUUGCGGAGGUGGCUGAGAAAGAAACCCAGGCUGCUUCAAAAUAUUUUCAUGUGCAGAAAGUAGCUCGCCAAGAUCCCAGAGUGGCACCCAUGUCUAAUCUACUUCCAGCACCAGGGCUGCCACCACAUGGACAACAAGCUAAAGAAGACCAUACCAAAGAUGCUUCCAAGGCCCCACCUUCUGUCUCCACAGCAGGGCAGCCAAAUUGGAAUCUGGAUGAGCAGCUCAAGCAGAAUGGUGGUUUGGCCUGGAGUGAUGAUGCAGAUGGAGGCCGGGGAAGAGAGAUCUCUCGAGAUUUUGCCAAGCUGUAUGAACUGGACGGUGAUCCUGAAAGGAAAGAGUUCCUGGAUGACCUCUUCGUCUUUAUGCAGAAGAGGGGGACCCCCAUCAACCGAAUCCCCAUCAUGGCCAAGCAGAUCCUGGACCUGUACAUGCUGUAUAAGCUGGUGACCGAGAAGGGGGGCCUGGUGGAGAUCAUCAACAAGAAGAUCUGGAGGGAGAUCACCAAAGGCCUGAACCUGCCCACAUCCAUCACCAGCGCCGCCUUCACCCUCAGGACCCAGUACAUGAAGUAUCUGUAUGCCUAUGAGUGUGAGAAGAAAGCCUUGAGUUCCCCAGCCGAGCUCCAGGCAGCCAUUGAUGGCAACCGCAGGGAGGGCCGGCGGCCCAGCUACAGCUCCUCCCUCUUUGGCUACUCACCUGCUGCGGCUACUGCUGCUGCUGCUGCUGCCGGGGCCCCUGCCCUCCUCUCCCCACCCAAGAUCCGCUUUCCCAUCCUUGGGCUUGGCUCCAGCAGUGGCAGCAAUACCAGUAGCCCUCGGAUAUCCCCAGCAACCACUCUCAGGAAAGGUGAUGGAGCCCCAGUGACAACAGUGCCUGUGCCAAAUCGCCUGGCUGUGCCUGUGACCUUGGCAAACCAGCAGGCUGGUACUCGGACCGCCGCGCUGGAGCAGCUGAGGGAGCGGCUGGAGUCAGGGGAGCCUGCUGAGAAGAAGGCGUCGAGGCUGUCUGAGGAGGAGCAGCGCCUGGUGCAGCAGGCCUUCCAGCGCAACUUUUUCACCAUGGCACGACAGCUCCCCAUGAAGAUUAGGAUCAACGGCAGGGCAGAAGACAGAGCAGAGGCCUCGGCUGCAGCACUGAACCUGACCACGAGUAGCAUUGGGAGCAUUAACAUGUCCGUGGACAUCGAUGGUACCACCUACGCAGGUGUGCUGUUUGCCCAGAAGCCUGUGGUCCACCUCAUCGCGGGGUCUGCUCCCCAGAGCCUCGGCAGCAGCGCCAGCAGCAGCAGCAGCUCUCACUGCUCACCAAGUCCUACCUCAUCCCGGGGCACCCCCAGCGCAGAGCCCUCCACCAGCUGGUCCCUCUGAUGGGCAGGACCCAGCUUCCCACUUGCCACUCUCCUGUCAAGAGUGAAGGAAGUUGAUGCACAGAAUUUACCUCAUCUCACGGAGCCCACGUCGACGAGCACCAUUUGGCCAGACAUUGAGAGUUUGGAUGUGCCCGUCUGUCCAGGUUCCAUUCAGGUCCUGCUGUACUCUGGGGGCAGGGAGAGGCUAGAGGGGCAGGACAGACAGCGUUGUCCAAUCAGGGAUUGUCCUGGAGAACUGGGUGGGGGUCUGUGGGUGUCCAGCUUCCUCCAGGGUUCCCCAGCCACCUCCCAGCUCGGGGCACAGUGUAUUGACAAUCUGUCAGCCGACACAGGGCUGGAGGCCCUCCAUUUCCCUUCCCCUUUAAUUUAUUUCCCUGCCCCUGCCUUCUGCCAUGACCCCAGGGCCACUAGUCUCUUCCCCUGUUUUUAAGUCCCAUGUGGGGCUGCUAGGAGCCAAGAGCAUGCCUUCAUGCUUCUCUGCUGAGCAUGGGAUGGGGCCCUUCCAGACCACCUUGCCUACUGUUAGGUUCCUGGGGUAUGGGUCCCUCAAACGCAAGUCUUGAAUCAGUCCUCAGGGUCCCAGAUCCCCCUUCUAAUGAUCUGAAGGAAGAGGCUGUGAGGGCAGUUGAGGGCCAGGGCCCACAGGGCAUCUGCUGAUGAGAAGGCAGAACCUUGGGGCUGCCCAGCCCUGGCACCUGCUUCACACGGACCCUUCUCUGACCCCCCAAACCUCAUGCUCCCCACUUGCCCUUAUCGGCCUGCUCUCCCAAGAACAGCCCACUCAUCCUUUCCCCAGCCCUCUUCUGUUUCUUAUGGGGCCAUCUUGGCCUCACCAUCCCCACAUGUGCCGCUGUCAGGUUCAUUGAAAUACCUCAGAUUUGUAAUUGUUGAUGUUUGAGUCUUCAGGAAGUAUUUGCAUCUCUGAAAUCUUUUUUAUAUGUGUUUUGCUGACUUUUGUUUUUUUAUUUUAAAAUUUUUAUUGUUGUUGUAGCACCAAAGAAAUGAAAACAGAUCACCCCCAAAGUCAAGCAAGUGAUUGGGUACCCCGGCCCCUCUGGCCCUUCCCUCAAGCCCAGUGAGGAGGCGGGUGGAGGCAGGCAGGGGAGACGACUCAGGGAUCGCGGGGGCGGGGAGGUGGAGUGGAGAGGCCCGCUCUCACGCUGGUUGGGCCCUGAAACCACACCAGUUCUGAAGACCGUUUUCUGCCACACCCCCACCCCUAGCUGACCAGGGAGGCAGCAGGACAUCUCCCCAUCACUCAGCAUUCCCAGCUCAGGGCACAGGCAGGCUGGGGUCCUUGCUGACUUUGCCAGAGGUUGAGCCGCCCCAGGGUAUGAGGAGAUGAAGAACUCCACAGCUCCUCCUGAACCCUGGGUGGGAGCAGGCAGCUCCUGUGCUAUAAAGAAAAGGCAGUUCUUAUGUGCGGCUCACCUCAGUCGAGGAAGCCCUGGAAUGUUCAGCAGACCACCAAUGGGACAUGGGGCUGUGGCAGUGGGAGACACCACACAUGGCGUGUGUGUGUGUGUGGCGGCGCAGCUUGCAUUCAGUCCUGUGUAGGAGAGGAAAGGGAAUCAAAAGCUUGGGCACACACAGAUACCUCAGCCUGGUAAUCUGCAGCUCUGCUCAACUGCGUCUUCUCUCAGCCCUCCACACGGUCACCCCCACUCCCACACUCACACACACACGCCCCCCAUUUCCCGGGGGCUGACCUCGUCUAGCCUCAGCCUGCAGGGUGUGGGCAGAGAAGGGCAUCUGGGACCUGGUGCCAGUGAGGAGCCCAGUUGGCUGGCACUGGGCCCAUGUGAAGGUGUCUCAGACAUUUGGCCAGUAUGUCUUUCUCAGGGGUUUGGUCACAAAGGAUGGACUCUUCCCACCCAGAGGAUGCAGGGACAACACACUGUGUCCUUCUGGUCACUGGAUCCUCUCGCUUUCCCCAGGCAGCUUGCCUGGCCACACCGUUGGAGUGGACCCUCACUGCCCUCAAGGACAACAGCAGGGUCUCACCCAGAGCGUGAUGGGGGGUGCCAGCAGGUACCCCCAGGAGUGGGGCCUUGGCCCAAGCAGAGCUUUCCCUGAAGGUGCCAUCAGCCAGGGCAGCUCUGUCCCCUCCCUGCUCCCCAUCUUAUGUGUAUUCUAACCAGAAAAAUGUGAUAGCACAUGGGUAGCCUAGGCAGUGAAUAAAUACCUCAGAUGUCCUCCUGCAGCAAGUGUCUGUAUAUGUUGUGGUUAUUUUCUAUCUUACAUGUUCUCGAAUGUUUAUAUUUCAAUAAACCUCUACCUCUUCACACAA